CGGAAAUCUAUAAUGCACGUAUUGAAAACGAUUUAAUCUGAAACUUCAACAGAUUGAAUCAAAUCUGAGAGUAUAUAAACGCAAAGGUUGGAAUACACUUAUCAAAUUACUCUUGAUUAUAAUUGUGUAAUAUGGCGGUCUUGAUAGGAAGAUUUUCCCUUCUGAUGACACUGAGCAUUGCACAUGCUGUAAUCACUGACACAUUCAGUGACGGUACCCUGGUUCAGCUUAAAGAAGGAAAAAUUCGUGGUCACAUUCUGAAAAGCGAAAAUGGUAAAGAUUAUUAUGCAUUCCAAGAGAUCCCUUACGCAGCUCCUCCUGUGGGAAAGAACAGAUUUCAGCUUCCCAAGAAAGUGGAAAAGUGGCAGGGUGUACUGAAUACUACGAAAAACACAAAAAUUUGUUAUCAGGCGGUUUCCAGAUUCGGCCUCGAAAUCAGCGAAGAUUGUUUGUUUGUCAAUGUGUACACGCCGCUGGUGACAUUGAAAAAAUGGCAAAAACCAACANUGGAUCAUGAGAUAAUUGUAGUAACUUUCAAUUACCGAUUGGGGCCAUUUGGAUUCACCACAACGGAAGAUGACAUUAUACCGGCCAACAUCGGCCUGAAAGAUCAAAAGUUUGCAAUUAAAUGGGUGAAUGAAAAUAUUCAUUUAUUUGGAGGAGAUCCUGCAAAAGUUACCCUUGUAGGUGAAAGUUCAGGUUCAUUAUCUGUGAGUCUGCAUGUAUUAGCACAGAAAAAUGGGGGAGAAGAGCUUUUCCGUGGAGCUAUCAUGGAAAGUGGAUCACCCCUUGUUGGAUUCGAACAGAAAAAUCCAAGAGAGGAAGCGUUCAACUGUGGACGUACUUUGGAUAGAAACUUUCGAUCGAAUGAUACUGGAGAUCUACUCAAAGUUCUGCAAGAAGCCCCUGCGGCCUCUAUUCUUAAGGAAUGUACCAAAGCAAGUGGAUCAAUAAUAGAAAAAGAAGGUGACUUCUCCUAUGCUCCUUUCCAAACCCUCCUGGAAGGAAAUUUUGGAAAAGUGCCAAUUUUAUUGGGCUUCAACUCAGAAGAAUUCAUAUGGGCAUGUAUCGAUCCGGAUGAAGAUACUGUGAUUGCACUUGAUGAAGAUCCAGGACGACUCGUGCCAACAGGUAUAAAUAUUUCACCAGAAAAUAAAACCAUUGCCGGAAAACUACUCAAAGAAGUGUAUACCAAAACAUCUUUCGAAAACGAUAUAGGAGGAUACUG
Messenger RNA from Leptinotarsa decemlineata (Colorado potato beetle), 1228 nucleotides. Its product is annotated as juvenile hormone esterase. Lineage: Eukaryota; Metazoa; Arthropoda; Insecta; Coleoptera; Chrysomelidae. The record is from RefSeq and is a predicted model, not a curated record.